Molecule: messenger RNA, 2098 nt
Organism: Trichoderma asperellum CBS 433.97
Lineage: Eukaryota; Fungi; Ascomycota; Sordariomycetes; Hypocreales; Hypocreaceae
Source: RefSeq, a predicted model, not a curated record
CUUUUACCCAUUGAGCCUGCCUUAAAAGCCGCAUCAAUAUGGCUAAACCUAAAUACUCUGCGUAUUCUUCUAACUUACAAAAGGCCGAAGUGGCAGUCAAUAAGAACGAAAAUGAAAAGCCACGAAUCGGCGCUUACACGUCUAUCCUCCUUGCAGCCGCAAUACCUAGCCUCCUUGUAUUAUCCGUGACUGGAGUUCUUAUCGGCUUAACUUUGAAACAUCGCGUAAUUAUUAACACCGGCUUACCAGAACUACAAACUUCCCCCUCUGGCAACAAUACUGCUGCGCGGCCGAACAACUUCGAUAGUCUGAUUCAAACAGGAGGUCCAAAUGCAUAUUAUAUCGAAUUCAAUCCGUCAUCUCUCAGUACAAUUGCCUCUGUGACUGGAAAAUUCAUUCCAUAUCUUUCAAGCGCUGUAACCGGAAUAGCAGCCUUUUUCGCUGCGAAUACGAUACACAAGAUAACAGAAAAAGAGCAAGAUGCUAAACUCCUUACGCCAAAGCAAAUGUCGAUUCUACUAGGGCUACUUCUUAGCGGUUGGCUGGGUAUGUGGGAUUCAAUAUGCUAUAGAGCGAGGAGAGGUAACAGGUUUAAUGGCCCUCUGUUGACCGUUGUCAUUACCCUUACUUUUACAACACUCUUAGGUUUUGUGAUCCCAAUCAUUGAUACUUGGUUUGGCAUUGUUGUGGUACCAAAGGAACAAACGCAAAUCCAAGUCAUUAGCCCUCCCGCGCACGCUUAUGGUCGAGGGCUAAGUGGUGAAUGCAUAGCACACACUAAUGAAGAUGCUCCAUGCAACAUUGAAGUUUCCCAGAUGGAAAGCUCCCUACAAUCCAGCAGCGAGGGUUUCAAAAUCGCAAACAACAUCUCUACCACCAACGUUGUGAACCAAUUCUCAGCAAGCCCAUCACAGACGAUCUUGUAUCUCGCAGACGCAGCAGGAUCAUCAGAUCUCGAUUAUAAAGCUGGCACUUUCGCGGCGUCAGUUCAGUGCCAGUCGAUAACAUACCAGUGCACAAAAGACACCGACGUUGGGAACUCAGAUUACAACUGCACGAAAGCGCUUGCAGGUAGUUUCAACGAGCCUGACAAUAACCCAGACGAUGCAGAAAUAUUUUAUAACCCAUCAGGCGCAAGAUUAUUCACCGAUUCAAGCUUGACCAAAACGACCCGUUUCAGUUUCCAGAACCCAGUAUAUUUUGCUGCUUGGGCUACAAGAGUACAGAUUGACUCUAAUGCGUUUUUAAACGACACUGGGAUCAUUGCUAGCUCUAAUAUUCCAGACGUAUACAAUUGGAUUCUCAACUGCUCCGCUACAUUUUAUGAGGCCACCUAUGCUUGGGUCAAUGGCUCUGCAAUUAGUCUCAACACUACGCUUGCGAAUAGUACCAUGGGCGGUAUUCUAUCCGCUCCUCUAUCCGAUCAACAUGCAAAUGAUCUGAUGCAAGUCGCAACAAACCUAGCAAGCGUCAGCAACAACUCUGCUGAAAUUGCAACUAUAACCGCAAAUUACAUUGCCCACAUUGCAUUAUCUCUAUCGAUUGGCGCCAUAAGUAACCGAUCAAAUCUCCUUGAACAAUCUCGCUCAACCUUAUUACUCACACGAGUCCCGACAAUUCCCUUUUAUCUUUUGAUCGCUUUUAAAUUUGUUUACGUCCUAGGUGUUGUACUAUUUGCGAUCGCCGCUAUCAUUUUGACACAUCCCAGCGAGUCAGCGGGUAUUAAAGCAAAACUCACAAUCGACGGUUUAAUGACGACGAUAUUUAGAGAAGAUAAAAUUAAAAGCUCACCUACAGUGAAUUCAGAGGACCGAACGGAAUCUGAAGAGCCAGAACAACAAGAAGAGCUACAAGUUGGCUCAGGGGUAAUUGGAGAAGGAGAUAUCAAGGUCUCCAUUGUGAAGGAAAACGAAGACUGGUCCUAUGCUGCAGUGAUACGAGAUAAAAAUGAAAAGGUGGUGAAGAUUGUAUAGGAAAUUGGAAAUAUGAGCGAGAUUCUUUAUACAAAUUGAAAUGAUAGAAAGAAACCGACAACUACUUAGGAAGUUUUAACAGAUAAAAGUGUAUUUAUGUAUGACAAAGAUAAUGAAUGACUGAG